Molecule: messenger RNA, 939 nt
Organism: Cladocopium goreaui
Lineage: Eukaryota; Dinophyceae; Suessiales; Symbiodiniaceae
Source: the annotation of a GenBank genome assembly
AUGGUGUCGACAGAGUUGUGUCGCAACUUCGUUUUUCGCGGCCGUUGUGGCUACGCCUCCUGCUGCUUCUUGCACGAUGAGGCUGCGAGGCAGCAGGUGAAACCACCUGCAGCGGAGCCGCCAAACAAGUCGGUGGCAACCAGUAGCCUUUGGCGAGCAGAGGAAACCAUGCCGGAUGCCAGCGCCAACAAAAUGCCGGCCAGCAUCCGCUACUUGUUGGACGGCGAGUCCGUGCAGCGAAAUCCCUAUUUGAAGGAGUUUUCGGGUGCUCCUUGGCUGCCGCGGCUUCUGGCUGCGCCUGCAUGCAGUCGCCUCUUCAACGUGCAGGGGAAACGUUUGCGAAAAGAACUGACCGAGGCCUUCGGCCUGUUGCACGCUUGCAAGAGAGCCUUGAAGAAGCUUCAGGAAAGCCUUGAAUCUACACACGAUGAAGGACGUGGCGUGACCAUUGUGGACUUGUGCUGUGGAAAGGGCUUCAGCAGCUUAGUCUUGGCAUGCUCCAUGCCGCAAGCCAACGUCCUGGCAGUGGACCGCAACGCCAAGAUGGACCUCUCGCACUUCAAUGUUUGCGAGAACCUGCGGUUUCAGCAUAUGGACCUGGAAUCCCCCAAGCUGGCUACAGAUCUUGCUGCUACUUUGGAUGGGUCUUCGUUGGUUUUGCUGGUUGGAGUGCACCUUUGUGGUAUGUUGUCCAUCUAUGCAACUCGACUCUUCAAGCAGAUGACCUGCCCAUCGGCCCUUAUCCUGGCCCCGUGCUGUUUGGACAAGCGGCUGCCAGGUAUCAAGGAACGGGCCAGACGUCUACGGUUGAAUCCAUACACCUACUGGUGCCUGACAUUGCUGAUGGAGGAGCUUCCCAUUUGCAGGCGAGAGCUGCUGCAAGAUGAUGACGUCUGGUCGGAGCGGAACUCUUUUAUUCUGGGCGUGAAAAGCGGCUGA